Heterotrigona itama is the source of this 231-nucleotide messenger RNA. The record is from the annotation of a GenBank genome assembly. Lineage: Eukaryota; Metazoa; Arthropoda; Insecta; Hymenoptera; Apidae.
AUGAUCUCCUCGGGCUGGACAUUCUUCUUGAUCGUGACGAUCAUAUCGAGCAGCGUUCAACAGCCAACUUUCUUCAGAAAUUCGUUCAAAGGGCUGAAUGGUGUCACUCUGAGGAACUACGCGUAUGACAGAAAUGAGAUCACGGCUGUUUACUAUCACGAUCAGACUGUGGCGGUGGUCGAUCUCGGAGCGAACAACGAACUGCACAACUGCAACUUGAUCGAAGUAUAG